Rhinichthys klamathensis goyatoka is the source of this 651-nucleotide messenger RNA. RefSeq lists its product as uncharacterized. The coding region runs from base 1 to 651 and encodes 216 amino acids. The transcript has 5 exons. The record is from RefSeq and is a predicted model, not a curated record. Lineage: Eukaryota; Metazoa; Chordata; Actinopteri; Cypriniformes; Leuciscidae.
AUGGACGUGGCUUGCAAAUAUUGGCCAUACUUGGAGAAAGCUGCUAGUGUUCUUCCUGCUCUUCAGGAGCUGACCACUAUGAAACCCUUUCUCAGUGUGAUGCAUGCUCGAGCCCAUGCUACUAAGUGUGAGAUUAAAUGUAGUGGCAGGAACCAGGAAGGAGCAGGGACAACCGCUGGUGAGGAGGUGGAGCAAGUGAACAGCUACCUCUCACGUUGUGCCCUGACGACCAAAUACAUGUCCAAAGCAGCACGGGUGGACAUGCUUACAUUGCAUGCAAUGGGUUGGAACGAGAAAAAAAAUCUCUCUUUACAUCAGGCACUUUCCACAAGAUAUGUGAAGACUUGUCAGAGACUCCAGGAUGAGACUGCAAGGCUAGCUGACCUAAAAACAGAGCUACAUUGCACAGAUGAAGUGGUGUCACAGUGGCUAUCUGAUGUGAAGGAAUGGGCAGCUGGUGAGACAACUGAUACAACUCAUGCCAGUCAAGGCACCACACACAGAGGACUUCAGCAAUCAAUUGACGGGCUCUACCUUAGUGUGAGGCAGCGGAAGCGAACCCUCUACCGUCAGAAUGGUAUAACUAUAAAAUAUGAUAGGUUGACAAAUUCAAGCUACUGUAUGCAUCCUACUCCACCAACAUGGAAUUAG